Acytostelium subglobosum LB1 is the source of this 3864-nucleotide messenger RNA. RefSeq lists its product as hypothetical. Lineage: Eukaryota; Evosea; Eumycetozoa; Acytosteliales; Acytosteliaceae. The transcript is spliced from 2 exons. Gene Ontology annotation, biological process: sorocarp morphogenesis; aggregation involved in sorocarp development. The coding region runs from base 1 to 3864 and encodes 1287 amino acids. Gene Ontology annotation, cellular component: membrane. Gene Ontology annotation, molecular function: ATP binding; ATP hydrolysis activity; ABC-type transporter activity. The record is from RefSeq and is a predicted model, not a curated record.
AUGUCAGAUAUAGGCUCUACAGCAGGCCCAUGGACUACACCCGAUGUGCAACCAAGACCUGGAAUGUAUGUUACCGCUCGUAACUUGACAUCUACAGUCGGUUCCGAGAAGAAGAAGAACCAAAAGAAUAUCCUACAAGACCUUAACUUCUUCCUAAAGCCUGGCUCAAUGGUAUUGAUGCUUGGAUCACCAGGAUGUGGAAAGACUUCAGUGUUUAAGGCACUCGCUGAUCAGACACACGGCGAGAAGUUGAGUGGACAGUUGCUCUUUAAUGGCCAGCUGCCACACACAGACACUCACCAUCAUGAUGUGUCAUAUGUCGUGCAGGAGGACCAGCAUAUGGCUCCAUUCACAGUGCGCGAGACAUUCAAGUUCAGUGCCGACAUGCAGAUGCGCCCCGGCACCACCGAGGACCAGAAGAACGAGCGCGUCGACCAGAUCCUCGCCACACUGGGCCUCAAGUCGCAGGCCGACACCGUCGUCGGUAACGAAUUCCUGCGCGGUAUCUCUGGUGGCCAGAAGAAGCGUGUGACCAUCGGUGUUGAGAUGGUCAAGGACUCCAAGCUGUACCUCAUGGACGAGCCCACGACCGGUCUCGACUCGUCUACCUCGCUCGAGCUGAUGCAGUACCUCAAGAAGAAGAUUCAGGACGACAACAUCUCGUGUUUGAUCGCCCUGCUGCAGCCUGGCGUGGAGAUCACCAAGUUAUUCGACUUCCUCAUGAUCAUGUCUGGUGGCCAGAUGGUCUACUUUGGUCCAAUGUCCUCGGCCAUCGGCUACUUUGAGGGUCUGGGCUUCAAGCUGCCCUCGCAUCACAACCCCGCCGAGUUCUUCCAAGAGAUCGUCGAGGAGCCCGAGCUCUACUUUGAGGGCGAGGGUGAGGUGCCCCUGCGUGGCACCGACGCCUUUGUCGAGGCCUACAAGAACUCAGAGAUCUACCGCCAGGUGAUCAACGACCUGGACAACAACGCCGUCGACCCGGUCUUUUACAAGGACAGCGCCGAGCUGCCCCGCUACCCCACCUCGCUGUGGUACCAGAUCAACCUGACCUCGCUACGUGCCUUCAAGAUGCUGCUGAGCAACCCCGUCGCCGUGCGCGUCCGUAUCAUCAAGUCAAUCGUCAUGGGCCUGAUCCUGGGCUCGCUCUACUACCAGCUCGGCUCGUCAAUGACCGACGGCAACAACCGCUCUGGUCUCAUCUUCUUUGCCCUCCUCUUUGUCAUCUUUGGUGGCUUUGGUGCCAUCACCGUGUUGUUUGAGCAGCGUGACGUAUUCUACAUACAGAAGGACGGCAAGUACUACCGUACGUUCGCCUUCUUCCUGUCGCUGAUCUUCUCCGAGCUGCCCAUCUCGUCGCUCGAGACCAUCCUGUUCUCCACGCUCAUCUACUGGAUGUGUGGCCUGCAGCGCAGCGCGGAGAAGUUUAUCUACUUCAUCCUGAUGGUGCUGGCGUCCGACCUGUCGUCGCAGUCCUACUUCAAGAUGGUGUCUGCUUUCUCGCCCAACGCCACCAUGGCCGCCGUUAUCGCCCCAGCCAUCCUCGCGCCACUCAUCCUGUUCGCCGGCUUCAUGAUCCCCCACCCAUCGAUCCCCAACUGGUGGGUGUGGAUGUACUGGAUCUCACCAAUUCACUACUCGUUCGAGGGUCUGAUGAGCAACGAGCAUCAUGGACGCGACUACCACUGCAGUGAGAACGAGCUGGUGCCACCCAAGUUCAUCUCAGACCUCUACUACAACGGCACCCAGGUGUGCCCAGUCAACAAAGGUGACGACUUCCUCCACACUCUCGGCUUUGCCCAGGACAACUGGUUCAAGUGGGUCGACCUCGCAAUCGUCAUGGCCUACUCGAUCCUCUUCAGUGCCAUGAUGUACUUCUUCCUCAAGAACAUCCACUACGACUCGCGCGCCGACAAUGCCGCCGCCGACAAGAAGAACGCCAAGCGCGCACUCAAGGCUGCCGCCGCCAAGGAGACCAAAAUCAAGGUGAAGGAGGUCAAGGAGGCCAAGAUCCGCAAGGAGAUCCCUAUUGGAUGCUACAUGCAAUGGAAGGAUCUGGUGUAUGAGGUCGACGUCAAGAAGGACGGCAAGCGUCAGCGUCUGAGAUUGCUCAACGAGAUCAACGGUUACGUCAAGCCUGGUAUGCUCCUCGCACUCAUGGGCCCAUCCGGCGCCGGCAAGUCGACCCUGCUCGACGUGUUGGCCAACCGCAAGACUGGCGGCCACACCAAGGGCGAGAUCCUGAUCAAUGGCGCACCAAGGACCAAGUACUUCACCCGUACCUCGGCGUACGUCGAGCAGCUCGAUGUGCUGCCACCAACACAGACCGUGCGCGAGGCCAUCCUCUUCUCGGCCAAGACUCGUCUGCCAAGCUCAAUGUCACUGGUCGACAAGGAGGCCUUUGUUGAGAACAUCCUCGACACACUCAGCUUGCUCAAGAUUGGCAACAAGAUGAUUGGACAUGGUGAUCAGGGCCUGUCGCUCUCGCAGCGCAAGCGUGUCAACAUUGGAAUCGAGCUUGCCUCCGACCCACAGCUGCUCUUCCUCGACGAGCCCACCUCUGGUCUCGACUCAUCAGCCGCACUCAAGGUGAUGAACCUCAUCAAGAAGAUCGCCAUGAGCGGUCGCUCAAUCAUUUGCACAAUCCAUCAGCCAUCGACAUCAAUCUUCAAGCAGUUCGACCAUCUGCUCCUUCUCAAGAAGGGCGGUGAGACCGUGUUCUUUGGACCAACUGGCGAGCGCAGCAGCGUCGUCCUCGACUACUUUGGCAGCCACGGCCUGAUCUGUGACCCAAUGAAGAACCCAGCCGACUUCAUCCUCGACGUCACUGAGGAGGAGAUCCCAGUCGAGAUCAACGGCGAGUCGCGCGUCUUCAAGCCCGUCGACUCGUUCAAGGAGUCGACUCUCAACGCCAACCUGCUCGAGGCCAUCAACGCUGGUGUGAUGCCCGCUGGCACACCCGUCGCUGAGUUCCACGGCAAGUACUCCAGCACCAUCGGCACCCAGUUCCACGUCCUCUUCCGUCGCGCAUGGCUCGCCCAAGUGCGUCGUGUGGACAACAUCCGCACACGUCUCAGUCGCUCGGUCAUCCUGGGUCUGAUCUUUGGCACACUCUUCCUCCAGAUGGAGCUGAACCAAGCUGGCAUCUACAACCGUGUAUCACUCCUCUUCUUCUCGCUGGUGUUCGCCGGUAUGUCUGGAAUGAGCUCGAUCCCCAUCGUCAACCAGGAACGUGGUGUCUUCUACCGCGAGCAGUCGGCUGGCAUGUACCGCAUCUGGAUUUGGCUGCUGACAUUCAUCAUCACCGAUCUGCCCUGGAUCUUCUUGUCGUCCAUUCUCUACACAAUCCCCGUCUACUUCAUCUCGGGCCUGUACUACGGCGCCGACACCUUCUUCUACCACGCCUUCAUCUCGUGCACCACCUACCUCAACUUUGCCCUGGUGGCCAUGCUGUUUGCCAUGAUCCUGCCAACAGACGAGAUUGCCCACGCCAUGGGUGGUGUGCUGCUGUCGAUCACCGCCCUCUUUGCCGGAUUCAUGAUCCCACCAGUGUCGAUCCCCAACGGCUGGAAGUGGAUGUACCAUCUGGACUUUGUCAAGUAUCCACUGGAGAUCGUGUUGCUCAAUGAGUUCAAGCACGACACAUUCAACUGUGGCCCAGACAACAUUGAUGGCGUGCCACUCCCACUGCCAAACGGCACCGUCGUCCACUUCUGCCCAGUCGGUGAUGGACUCCAGACCCUGAUGCCAUACGAUCUCAAGGAGGACAACCUCUACAAGAACCUCGCUGUCAUCUUUGGUUUCACUGUUUUCUUCGUCCUUUGCUGCUAUGCAGCACUCCGCGUCAUUAGACAUCAAGUUAAAUAA